Spea bombifrons (plains spadefoot toad) is the source of this 3202-nucleotide messenger RNA. Its product is annotated as interleukin-12 receptor subunit beta-2-like. Gene Ontology annotation, cellular component: external side of plasma membrane; membrane; signaling receptor complex. Gene Ontology annotation, molecular function: cytokine binding; cytokine receptor activity. Gene Ontology annotation, biological process: cytokine-mediated signaling pathway. The record is from RefSeq and is a predicted model, not a curated record. The transcript has 17 exons. Lineage: Eukaryota; Metazoa; Chordata; Amphibia; Anura; Pelobatidae. The coding region runs from base 1 to 2820 and encodes 939 amino acids.
AUGCCUCUGCACACACACGAUGUAUCAGGGAGACAGAAACACGCAGCUUAUCACACGGAGCAGACCGCGGGCGUCCCACUGGCCCCCGACGCGCCCCACUGGCCCCCGACGCGCCCCACUGGCCCCCGACGCGUCCCUGAAGGGGUGACGGACAGCUGGGGGUCACCGGCACAGGGUUCUCUUUGCGUCGGUGAAGCCCCCUCUCCCACCGUCAGUAAUGCGGACCCCGCUGAUCUUAUGGAGAGCAGAAUCCGGACGUUCUGGAUCAUUAUCGGCGUCUUCGUCUCGCGAGUUCUAAUCAAGGCGGCUGCAGAGAUGUGUCCCGCGGCAGAAAUCUGGGCCAGUCCCGGCACGGCGGUGCCUCUCGGGGGCUCCGUCACUGUCACCUGCAGACUGCGAACGAGCGACGCCGGCCACCCGAGGAAGUGUCUGAACAUCACCAAGCACCACGGGGGUCUCGACGUCCUGAUGCUGGCGGUCUGCGACAGCGACUCCAUCAGCGUGCGCGACCCCCACCUGUCCCCAAACCGCACGCUUUAUAAAUGCAACAGCGCGUCCAACACCGUGUGCAACACCGCGUGCAAACUGCUCUGCGGAAUAUACGUCGAUGCCGGGGUGUCCCCAGAUCGGCCCAGAAUACUGGAUUGUGAGGAGGAGUCGGGGACGGCGCUCUGCUCUUGGGAGGCUGGGAGAGAAACCUUCAUCCCCACGAGUUACACGCUACAGCUGAGUAUUAUUAUUAUUACUACGCAUUGCUUUAUAGCGCCGACAUAUUCCGCAGCGCCGGUUUGUGACGGGACGUCCGCUCUCCCGGUCACUGCGUCGGGGAAACAAUACGAUAAACGCGGGAUCCGGUACGCGACGUUCCCAUUGGUCGUGCGCCGGGGGGAGGAGUUUACGGUUACGGUGACGGCUUCCAAUGACCUCGGCAGUAAUUCCUCGCGGCCGCGCACGUUCUCGUACUACGAUGCAGUGAAACCGAGACCCCCGCAAGACGUAUUAAUCCGAUUCGCUAACGAUUCCAGCGACUGCAACGUGACGCUCCUGGACCCACAGGAUUCCGCCCUGUUCCGGCUGAGAUAUCGGCCCGUUAAUGAGUCGUCCUGGACACGGGUUGAGAUCGUGGGAACCAAAACCCAUCGCCUGCUCGAUCUGAUGCCGUUCACGAGAUACGAGUUUGGGGCUUCUUGUAAAUUUCUGCUGGAUAAAGGGAGAUGGAGUAACUGGAGCGCUUCGGUGACAGCGCGGACUCCGGAGCGAGCGCCGGCAGGAAGGCUCGACGUCUGGCACAGAAUACAGAAUUUUGGCGAUAAUACGCGGAAUAUUGAGAUGUUCUGGAAGAAUCUGAGCGCGUCGGAGGCGCGGGGGCUGAUCACACAUUACGAAGUUUUGUUUUACGAAGAAGAUCCCGAGAUCCCGGCUUCCAGAAUCACGACAGCAGAGACGUGGCUCACCGCGGGCAUCGGCAAGUCAACGCGGGUCAUAUCCGUGACGGCCCUCAACUCAAAAGGAAGCUCGCCCCCCGUGUACGUCAGAGUAACGGAUCCGGACACAUCAGGUCUCUCAUCCCCCGUCGGAGUGGCUGCCGUGAAGGGUCCGGGGGAGGGUCUCACGGUGACGUGGAAUGAGCCCCCGGAGAGCGAAAUGUUUGCUGUGGAUUAUAUCGUCGAAUGGGAAGAACGAGGCGGAAAACAUCGCAGUCGCACAAACUGGAUGAAAGCGCCCAAAUUUCACAGAUCUGUUACAAUCUCGGGGACCCUCCAGCCUCACGUGUGCUAUGAGCUCCGCGUGUCCCCGCUCCGGAACGGAAGAGCCGGAAUCCCCGCCAAGACUUCGGGUUCCAUCAAAGAGAGAGCUCCGCUCACCGGUCCGGAAUUUCUUUACAAAGUUCUGGAUGGAAACCGUUUGUUGGUUUCGUGGAAGGAGAUCCCCCCGAAAAAACAAAUGGGGUGCAUCGUCAGAUACGGCAUCUACGUUCAGGACGCGUCCUCGAAGGUCACGCAACACGUUACAGUUCUCGCCGGUGAAUCUGUGACGUUCCGGCAGGAGAUCCGUGAGAUUCGCCCGGACGUUCAGUAUUUGGUGUGGAUGACGAGUUCCACGAACGCCGGGGAAAGUCCUAAAACUUUUGUGCAGCAAAUAUAUUUCCGUUUGGAAGGGUCUUUUAGGGGUUCCGUGGCCCUCGCGGUGGGUAUAAGCGUGGCGUGCGCUCUAUUCGUGGCCUGCGUUUGUGGCAUCUCGUCCAGAAUACAGAAGCUGCUCGGCUCUCUCUCCCGUCUCCUUCCUUAUUGGAACAAAAAGGCCGUCCCUGACCCCGCGAACUGCGCUUGGGCGAAAGAGCUGACGCUUCACAAGGAUGAAACGGGCUUCCCCUGUAAUUCCUUAUCAGAGACCUACAAUUAUGACGACACCGAAACCCUGGAAAUCAAAGAGCUGGACAGCGAGGAUCAAUCCCUUUGUUCCUCCCCAUUCAGCGCAGAGACGUACAGCGCGUUCUCAGACGUGGCCAACGCCGCGCGCCACGCGGACAAAGAGGCCCUAACGUGUCCGGUGCAUGCGGUACAUCCACACGACGGGGGUCUAUACAAGUCCCUGGGAUGCCAGCCGGAGACCCCGGCGCCGGCGUCCGAUUACCUGAUCAGCCAGGAUAUCACCGUAGACUAUUUACCAACAAACAUGUCGGCCGACAGCGAGGAGAGCGAAGAAUCCACGGAAGACGAGCGAAUUCCCACCCGAUAUUUUGUGCAGACGGAGUUCGUGGCCGGAGGGAAGCUGCGCCUGGACACGGUGAAGAUAGAUUUCCAGAUAUUUGCACAAUAACAUCGAAACAGAACCCGCCGGCAGAACGGCCCCCAUCCGGCCCCCGUCUAGUCGCCCGUUUCUCCUGCUGUAAAGACUCAAACCUUAAUCAGUCGUUGGUCUCGUCUUAGAUUCAGGAGCCGUAUGUCUAUCCUAUGCAUGUUUAAUACCCUCACUGUAUUACCCUCUACCACUUCUGCUGGGAGGCUGUACCACUUAUCUACCACCCUCUCAGUAAAGUAAAGCUUCCUUCCGUCCCAUCUCAGUCUCUGACCCUCUAGUGUUAGAUUCGGGUCUCUUGUUUGUAACGUUUCUCUUCCUUUGUAAUAAAUUCCCCUCUUGUACUUUGUUAAAAGCCCCUUUAAGUGUUUCAAUGUUUCUUCAAGAGAUUUAACAAAGUGCA